AUGGUUUCACAACAUACUACCGAGGUUCCCAGUGGUUCUUGGGACAAUCAUAUCCACGUCUUCGAACCCUCCAAGCAUCCCUAUUCCCCAGACAGAUCCUACACACCAGGUGCUGCUCCAUUAACAGACUAUCCCAAGGAUGCCACUGGCUGCAGCAACAUCGUCGUUGUCCAGGCUACCGUCCAAGGCACUGACACGACACCUCUGCUCGAUACGCUGAGCCUCAAGUCGCCGCACGGAGGUGUCUUGCGCGGCCUUGCCGUACUUGACUUGGAGAAGGUCUCUGACGAGGAGCUCGAUCGCUUGCAUUCUGCAGGUGUGCGAGGUGUCCGCAUGCACGAGGUAUCGUGGGGUUUUGGAGACCAGCCCAGCGACAAUGCCGUGGCUGAGAAGAUCACAUAUGCCGCCCAACGUCUCAAUCGGCUGGGGUGGGUUAUUGACCUUUAUAUGCACCCGAAAGCUUGGGCUGCUCUUGCACCAACAAUAGAAGCAUUGCCGCCAUCUACUAAAGUCGUUGCGGAUCACUGGGCAGGUUUCCGCGCGGGAGGUGAGGAUAGCCCUGAGUUUCAGGUCUUCCUGCGCCUCUUGCGUGACCAGCGACUCUACGUCAAGCUGUCCGCAUUUGAGCGCCAAUAUCACGGUAAUGAUAUGGGCAUCUCGUCCCUGGAUAACAUGGCCAGGGCUAUCAUUGAGGCCGGACCCAACCGUAUUCUGUUUGGUUCGGAUUGGCCUAACACUGCUCUGGCGUCAGAUCGCGAGGGCAGGACGCGGGAGGAAAGGCUGACCAUUGUGGAGGGUUUCAGAACGGUUCCUCAUGCGGAACAUGUGGCGCGUUUACGUGAAUGGAUCCGGGAUGAAGUCGUUUGGAGGAAGUUCUGGAUUGAUAACCCGGCCACGGUCUUUGAAUGA
Messenger RNA from Clonostachys solani, 909 nucleotides. The record is from the annotation of a GenBank genome assembly. Lineage: Eukaryota; Fungi; Ascomycota; Sordariomycetes; Hypocreales; Bionectriaceae.